Molecule: messenger RNA, 1215 nt
Organism: Pseudomassariella vexata
Lineage: Eukaryota; Fungi; Ascomycota; Sordariomycetes; Amphisphaeriales; Pseudomassariaceae
Product: Dip2/Utp12 family-domain-containing protein
Exons: 1
Coding region: 1-1215 (404 amino acids)
Biological process (GO): maturation of SSU-rRNA from tricistronic rRNA transcript (SSU-rRNA, 5.8S rRNA, LSU-rRNA)
Cellular component (GO): nucleolus
Source: RefSeq, a predicted model, not a curated record
AUGUCGACAAAGCGAAAGGCGCCUGCAAAGUUCGCCCAGCCUGCCGCGAGACACAAUGCAAAGAAUACCGUUACUACCAGCAUCAACGAAGCCGACACCGCAGUUUCUACCCUAGAUGCCGCCAAGGCUGAUACCAAUGGAGUCGGCGAAGAUGUGAUAGAGAUCUCGAGCGACUCAGGCAGCAGCGAGUAUGAGUUUUCCGACAAUGAAGGCGCAGCCAAAACAACGCUAGAGACUGAUACCUCAGCCCCCGGAGCCGAGUCGCAAAAUCAAAUAUCAUUGAAAGAUGAUUUAAUACCUGCAGAAAAUGGGGGCCUGGACACAGAUAUGCCUUCGCCCAACCCACCGACCGAUGGCGAGUCGGACCAAGAACCCGCUGCGCCAACCUUUGGUGACCUUGUCCGCACAACCGAGACUAUAGACGUUCCGGCAGCCCUCGCAGCACAACAGCCAUCGGCCCUUGCGGCGUCUGGGAAAGUCAUCGCUCCACCCAGUCUAUCAUCUCUUGGCACUGUUCUUACCCAGGCCCUUCGCACCGACGAUAGGGAUCUUCUCGAGUCCUGCCUCCACACCACAGAUCUUGCGACAGUCCGCAAUACCAUACAACGGUUGGAGUCGUCAUUAGCCGGAACGUUGCUUACCAAGCUGGCCUCAAGAAUGCACAGGCGGCCUGGCCGGGCGGGGAGCCUCAUGGCAUGGGUACAGUGGACGCUGAUUGCACAUGGUGGCGCGUUGGCGUCGCAGCCGGGUCUCGUGAAGAAACUGAGUGAAUUGAACAGAGUUCUGGAGGAGCGAUCCCGUGGUCUCAGCUCGUUACUGGCCUUGAAGGGCAAAUUGGAUCUUCUAGAGGCGCAGAUGCAGUUGCGGAGAAGCAUGCGACAUAACGCAGACUCGGACGAUGAUAGCGAUGAUGACGCUGAGGAGGGGAUCGUUUAUGUUGAAGGGCAGGACAGCGAUGCCGAAAUGGCCAAUGGAGCCAUGGAUCUAGAUGAUGAUCAAAUGCCGGUGACGAACGGCAUUGUCGAUGACGACUCGGACGAUGGCGAGGACUACAGCGAAGCCGAAGAGGAUGAAGAGCUGGAAGGUGCUGAGGAGAUCAUAGACGAGGAUGAGGUCGACCACGAUGACGUGGAGUCACUUGGGGAAGACGAGGACAGCGAGCGAGAAACUACACCUCCAGCGAAGAAACGGGGUAAAUUCGCCAAGCAGAGGUGA